AUGAUGUCUACACAAACAACUACUCUGCUUCAUGACAAGAAAGCCAAAAUUGAGACUCGACUAUUUAUUAAUGGCGAGUUUGUUGAAUCGUCGGAUAAGAAGAAAUUCAGCAUCCAUUCGCCCGCAACGCAUGAGCUAGUUGCUGAAGUCUACGAAGCCAGCGCAGAUGAUACCAACAGAGCCGUAGCUGCGGCCAAAAAGUCGCAGCCGGCAUGGGCCAAAUUAUCUCCGGAAGAGCGAGGAAUCCCCAUGAUGAAGCUUGCUGCGUUGCUUCGUGAGGAUGGAAAGCAGCUUGCGUAUCUGGAGGCAAUCUGCAUGGGUAGACCUGUCAGUGGCUACGUUGACAAUCUGUUGGCUGCAAAGAGGUUUGAAUCCUUUGCCGGCGCUGGAUAUACUGCCAAGGGAGUUUCAAGCCUAAAUACUCCCGGUUUUGUAAACAUGACUCUCCGGCAGCCAUAUGGUGUAGUUGCGGCAAUUAUUCCAUGGAAUGUGCCACUGGUCGCAUUUUCGGGGAAGGUUGCUCCGGCUCUCAUAGCUGGCAACACAGUUGUCCUCAAAAGUAGCGAAAAGGCUCCUUUGACGUCACUGCGACUGGCAGAGCUCGCGAUCAAAGCAGGCUUCCCUCCUGGUGUACUCAACGUACUUUCCGGACAUGGCCCAGUUGCUGGUGGAGUCCUAUCCUCCCAUAUGGACGUCCGCGCAAUAUCCUUCACUGGUUCCACUCAAACAGGACGCUUGAUACAAACAGCAGCAGCCCAGUCGAACUUGAAGAAUGUGAUCUUGGAGCUAGGUGGAAAGUCUCCGGCGGUUAUAUUCGAGGAUGCCGAUUUAGAAUCGGCGGUCCCAAUGGUUGCGAAUAGUAUUCAGUGGAAUAGUGGGCAGGUUUGCAUGGCAAAUUCGCGUGUUUACGUCCAAGAUACUAUUGCAGACAGAUUCCUGGAGCUUUUUACUCACAAGUUUGGCGCUGUUCAACAGGGAAGCCCACUUGACCCGACUACAAACCAUGGACCACUAGCAGAUAAUGCUCAGUUCAAAAUGGUUAGUAACUACAUUGCUUCCGGCAAGGAAUCUGGGAAUCUCCUUUUGGGUGGAAGCGCAAAGGAUGGGUUCGUCGAGCCCACAGUCUUCACAGAAACACCGGAAGAUGCCAAAAUCAUGGUUGAGGAAGUCUUCGGGCCCGUGGUGAACAUUACCAUCUUCCAUACCGAGGAAGAGGCACUCGCAAAAGCCAACAACACGGAAUAUGGUCUUUACGCUGCAGUAUUCACGACCAAUAUUAACCGGGCAAUGCGGUUCGCGAAAGGGCUGGAAGCCGGGACCGUUGGCGUCAACUGCACGUCGCCAGUGACGGCCCACGACUUAUCUUUUGGUGGAUGGAAAUCCAGUGGAGUGGGACGGGAAGGCUUGCUUGAUAGUAUAAACGCUUUCCUAGAGACGAAGUCGGUGUUGGUCAAGAUAGAAUAG
Penicillium paradoxum is the source of this 1464-nucleotide messenger RNA. RefSeq names its product aldehyde dehydrogenase family protein. The transcript has 4 exons. Bases 1 to 1464 code for a protein of 487 amino acids. Gene Ontology annotation, molecular function: aldehyde dehydrogenase (NAD+) activity. The record is from RefSeq and is a predicted model, not a curated record. NCBI's taxonomy places the organism in Eukaryota, Fungi, Ascomycota, Eurotiomycetes, Eurotiales, Aspergillaceae.